CCUCUACAGUGCUGCACUAUCUCGAGAGCCGGGAUUGACACCACACACGAGGGUUUUUUUCUGUCGUUGCAAACCAGAUCUUUGAAAAUGUCUGAGAACGUCGCUCGUCUGAACAAGUUCAAGAACAAAGGCAAAGAUGCCAACGAGCUUCGCCGCAGGAGGGUGGAGGUGAACGUGGAGCUCCGCAAAGCCAAGAAAGAUGACCAGAUCUUCAAACGCAGAAACGUGUCUGAGCUGCCCGACGAGGCCACGUCUCCCCUGCAGGAGAGGACGCAGAACUCCCAGAGUUUGAGGCAGUGGACGGUUGAGGAGGUUGUUUCGGGGGUGAACAGUGGUAAUCUUGACUCCCAGGUCGCUGCCACACAAGCUGCACGGAAACUGUUGUCCCGUGAAAAACAUCCUCCCAUUGACCAGAUGAUCAGCGCUGGCCUCAUCCCCAAGUUCGUGGCCUUCCUGGGGCUGCCGGACUGCCCCCCCAUCCAGUUCGAGGCCUCCUGGGCUCUGACCAACAUCGCCUCUGGAACAUCGGAGCAGACGGCCGCUGUCGUGGAGGGCGGGGCCAUUCCUGCCUUCAUCAGCCUGAUCACAUCCCCCCACCAGCACAUCAGCGAGCAGGCCGUCUGGGCACUUGGAAACAUUGCUGGUGAUGGAUCAGGUCUUAGAGACAAGGUCAUCAAGUACGGAGCUAUAGCCCCUCUGCUCAGUCUGCUGGCUGUACCUGACCUCAACGCUUUCACUCCGGGCUACCUGAGAAAUGUGACAUGGACGCUGUCAAACCUGUGCCGUAACAAGAACCCCUCCCCGCCCAUGAGUGCCAUCCAGGAGCUCCUACCUGCCCUCAUCCGCCUGCUGCACCACAACGACCUGGAGGUGCUGGCCGACGCCUGCUGGGCUGUUUCCUACCUGACAGACGGCAGCAACGACCGCAUCGAUGUGGUGGUCCAUACCGGUUUAAUUCCCCGCCUGGUGGCCCUGCUCGGCUUUAACGAGCUGCCUGUAGUUACUCCAGCGCUGCGUGCCAUUGGCAACAUUGUGACUGGUACCGACGAGCAGACGCAGGCUGUCCUGGACUCCGGGGCCCUGGCCAUGUUCCCUACGCUGCUGCGCCACAAAAAAGCCAACAUUCAGAAGGAGGCAGCCUGGACCCUGUCCAACGUCACGGCGGGGAAGGACUCUCAGAUCCAGGCGGUCAUCGACGCAGGCCUCGUCCCGUUCAUGGUGGAUUUGCUCUUGCGAGGUGACUACAAAACCCAGAAAGAGGCUGUUUGGGCGGUAACAAACUUCACCAGUGGGGGCACUGUGCAGCAGGUGAUUUACCUCGUGCAGGCCAAUGUGCUUGAACCUCUUCUGGGUUUGCUCUCCUCCAAGGACAGCAAAACUGUCCUGGUCAUCUUGGACGCAGUCACCAAUAUCUUCAUGGCUGGUGAUAAAAUCGGGGAGUCAGACAAGCUGUCCCUGAUGAUUGAGGAGUGCGGCGGCCUGGACAAGAUCGAGUCACUUCAGUCUCAUGAGAACGAGAUGGUCUACAAAGCUUCCCUCAACCUGAUUGAGAAGUACUUCUCCGAGGAGGAGGAGGUGGUGCAGAGUGUUGCCCCUGAAACGACUGAGAACGGUUACGCGUUCCAGAUCAAUGAAGCCGAGAGCAAUUUCAAUUUCUAGAAGACUUUCUAAUCCCUUUGUACUUUACUGUACCUUCUUGACUUCUGUGUUUGUCCCUUAUUCAUGUGCUGUCGCUGUCUUUUGUAUGUAUUGUACAUACGAGUUUUGUAAAUAAAGUUUACUAUUAA
Messenger RNA from Cololabis saira (Pacific saury), 1787 nucleotides. RefSeq names its product karyopherin alpha 2 (RAG cohort 1, importin alpha 1) (gene kpna2). Gene Ontology annotation, cellular component: nucleus; cytoplasm. Gene Ontology annotation, biological process: NLS-bearing protein import into nucleus. Lineage: Eukaryota; Metazoa; Chordata; Actinopteri; Beloniformes; Belonidae. The coding region runs from base 88 to 1659 and encodes 523 amino acids. The transcript is spliced from 11 exons. The record is from RefSeq and is a predicted model, not a curated record. Gene Ontology annotation, molecular function: nuclear import signal receptor activity; protein binding.